Messenger RNA from Sceloporus undulatus (fence lizard), 4470 nucleotides. It is a transcript of the gene SH3TC1, whose product is annotated as SH3 domain and tetratricopeptide repeats 1. Lineage: Eukaryota; Metazoa; Chordata; Lepidosauria; Squamata; Phrynosomatidae. Gene Ontology annotation, molecular function: protein binding. The transcript has 17 exons. The record is from RefSeq and is a predicted model, not a curated record. The coding region runs from base 152 to 4153 and encodes 1333 amino acids.
GUUGUAGUGUGAUGGUGAACAGAGUGAAGCUGAAUUAUGUAUCUGACUACAAAUGUGAGCUCUCAAAGUGGUAUCUGCUCUACUUUGCACAGAGUUGGCAAGAGACCAUUUUUUAUGGGAGAAGUGCUUGGAGAAAGGGCACUAGCUACACAUGGAGUCCAUAGUAGCAACAGGAAAAGACCCUUUCAGCACAGGUAUUUCUGAAUGUGAUGCUGUAACAGAGGGAGAGGAUUCCUCUAUAUCAUCCCCCGUCUUGAAUCGGAAACAGGGAACCUAUUGGGAAGAAAAUACAGAGUUACCAGGAGAUAAUGCCUCUUAUUGUACAUGUUUGCCAGGCAGUUUGGAUGUGCCUACAUUGCCAUAUGUGAACAGAGUAAUUGCACAGCAGCAGCAACAGCAGCAGCAAAAGGAUAUAUCACUGAAGAUAAUAAUGGUGAAACGUAAAACUGGGCUUCCUACCUCUGAACUGCAGAGAUAUCUGAGAAGACAGCUUCGUCUUCUGGAGAAUGACAACCAAAAGGCCAGGGUAGUUUUUAGUGAGCUCUCUGCCAGAAUGCUUUCCAUUCACAGUGAAGACCACCUAAUAGUGGUAACAUUUUGGACUUUUGAAGAAAUCUGGAAGUUUAUAACUUAUUAUUCCCUUGGUUUUUUAAAUCAUUGUCUGGAGAAUCUACUACUGGAUGACCAUUUUUGGCUUUCUUCAUCAGAGGAAGCAGUUGGAAUUGAUGUACAUCUAAAUGAAGACUGUCUUGAUAGGAUAUAUCGAGAUCUCUUAGUUCAAGAAGGUACAUUCUUUGUAUUUCAUCCUGAACAUGUUGUAAAUGAAGGAGGAGCUGCUGAUGACAGAAGAGCAAUCAGAAUUCACCAGCUUAAGUCAUCUACUACUGAAAGAAGCCUAGAAUCAGUCACUUGGAAUGAUCCUGCUGAAAGUUUUCCAGAGCCCCUGGUUGCUUUUCAUCAAUGGUUUCUUAAAACAAAUGCAGACCCUAUUGAUUUUGCCAGCAUAAAUGAACCUGAUGUCAUUGAUGAAAUAGCCACAGGAUUUUCUAUAGCGAUUAUAAGCCAUGUAAGUGCUGUUCCAGAAGAAAUUGGUUUCCAGAAAGGAGACAGAAUUGAAAUAAUUGGCUAUUUUAUGAAAUGCAUGCUGUGGUUUGUAGGAAGACAUGUCCCUUCUGGCCAGGUUGGUUUUGUACAAAGCAGUCAUGUCAGUCCUGAAGGUUUCAGCACCACUGUAGCAGAAUCAUCAUGCCUAGCUCUCUUUAAAGAUGAGCAUUCUUUUUUUACAAAAGAAGACCAUCUGGAAGAAAAUGUGUCAAGCCUCUUGACACAAAUAACAACUGAUGACACCUGCAAUGUAUAUCAAAUAGAUGGACAGAAAGAACCUGAAGAAUCUACUCAGCAAGAGAAGUUAUAUUGCUUCCUUAACUCGAAUUCUCCAACAAUCAAGCACAAAGUGUCUCAAUCACUGAUGAAAGUGAAAGAAUUACAGUUGCACAAGAAAGAGUCAGAUGUUCAGAAGAGGCAAGUCUCUGCAUUGAAGGGAGAGAUGCCUUCUGAAACUGAGGAGCCACAUUUCUGCAUAUACCAGGAAGGAGCUUGUGGGCCAGAGAUCUGUGAACCAUUACUGUUCUUUCUGAACUGUAAGGGCUAUGAUCCCAGCUUCAAAAACCUAUAUGAUCAGUCAUUUUCCUUUCUCAACACCCUGUUCUAUGGCUAUGCCAGUGAGGAAGAACUGAUGGAUUAUUUUGUACUGGCAAGGGAAGCAGCCAAAAGAGCAAGCCUUCCAUGGGCCUUGACAAGGCUUUGUUUUCUCCUGGGGAGAAUGAGUGUCCGGAAAUUCAAACUUUCUCAAGCUCGAGUGUAUUUUGAGGAAGCAUUGGCAACUUUGCAAGGAGAUUUUAGUGACCUCUAUCUUACAGUUGCUCUUUAUACCAAUUUAACAGGCAUUUACCUGAAACAGAAGAACAAGGAAAAAUGCACCUGCAUUUUAGACAAGGUUGCUUCUUUGCUCAUGGGAAUUCCCAGCUACAUCAGCAGCACAGGCAUGGAGUCAGAUAUUCUGAAGUAUGCUUUAAAAAGAGCAGUGAUGAGUCAAAGCAAGAAAGUAGAAGCUAGGGCAUGCUUCCUGCUAGCAAAGCACUACCUGAACUUUAAGCAAGGCGAAGAAGCACUGCCAUUCCUAGAAAGACUACAGUUUCUGAAUAAUGACUUGGGUUUGAAAAAGGACUCAUUGUCAGUUGACUGCUACUUUAAACUAGGUCAACUUUACAGUCAAAAAUGUUUGCCCCACCUUGUGCUAAGCUGUUGUAAUAUUGCCUUUUCUUGCAGUUCAACAAGUCCCUUGUUGGAGUCAUUCAGAUGCAUUGAUUUAGUAUUUAAAAAUGCUCCCAAACUCCAUAGUCCAAAAACUGUGGGACAGACAUAUCCCUCCCAAAUUGCAUACUAUCUUGGUCAAAUUCUCCCCUUGCUAGAGGCUAGCAAAGAACACCAAACAUUGUGUAGGAUGGUUUACUAUAAUCUCUCUCUAUUCCACAGCCAUCACAAACAAUACAGGCAGGCAAUUGGCUAUGUGGAAAAAGUUCUGGAAACAAAUGGACAUAUGAGCAUUGAAGAAAUGAUUAACUAUUUAGUCUUUCUUAGCUGGUUAUAUAUUCUCAAUCAUCAAAACAAUGUGGCUGUGGACAUUUUAAAUGCCAUAGCAGAGGCUUCACAGAGUAGCCGCAAACAGUUAGGUGUUGUUUAUAACAUGAUUGCCAUUUGUUUGAAAGGCAUGAACAAUACAAAGCUAGCAGCUGAAAACUACUACAAAGCUCUGAGCAUUUCAAGAGAAAUGGGAAUCCUGCAUGACCAGGCUGUGGCUUUGGCCAAUUUUGGAAUUCUCUUCCUGCAUUCAUCUGCCAAAUGUCUUGGGGAGCAUUUCUUAAUUCAAGCAGUAAAGCUGUUCUCCCAGCUGCCAAGUGCUGAGUGUGGCAUAAAUUUUAUAGAGGUCCUCCUAAGGCUGGGAUGCUACUACUCCAAUGGAAUUUAUAAAAAUAAAGGGAGAUGUUUUUAUGAGUGGGCAUUUUUGGUGGCAAUAGAGACAAACUCUUUGGAAGGGCAGUUCAAAGCUGUUCAGCAUCUCUGCCAGUUCUACAGUACAGUUCUUGCAGAUGAAGCUCAGUGUGUCAUCUACAAUGAGUACCAACUCUCCCUGGUUAGGAAAAUGUCUGACAAAGUCAUGGAAGGAAAGAUACUGGAAACCAUCAGUCAGCUGUAUCUAUCUUUAGGCACAGAAAGGGCUUACAGAUCUGCCCUGGAUUACACCAAAAGAAGCCUUGGAAUCUUUAUCGAUCUUCAAGCAAAAGAAAGGGAGGCCCAGGCUUGGCUUCAAGCAGGAAAAAUAUAUUAUAUACUAAGGCAAAAUGAGCUAGUAGGUCUUUAUAUCCAGGCUGCCCAAAAUGCUGCUAUAUGUACUCAGGAUCCUAAUUUAGAAAUGCAAUUAUUUGAAGCUUCAGGAGACAUAUUUUUUAAUGGAGACUGGGAAAGGGAAAAAGCAGUGCCUUUCUAUAGGGACAAGGCUUUACCACUGGCUAUUAAGACAAAGAACAGUACUGCUGAGCUUCGACUAGUCAACAAAUUGGUGGAAUUGCUCUUAAACCUACAGGCAUAUGAGGAAUGUCUGGAAUAUGCUCAAGCAUCAUUAAUGCUCAGUGUCCAUUUAGGAAAUCAUUUAAAUGAAAGAUUAGCAUAUCAUCGGCUGGCUGUUAUCCACCAUCAUCUAGGACAAUGUGAACUUACUGAACACUUCUUUUUAAAAGCCUUGUCACUGUGCCCCUCACCGCUUCAGUUUGAUGAAGAAGCCAUAUACUAUGUAAAAGUGUACCUUGUUCUUGGAGAUAUCACAUUCAGUGAUCUAAAGGACCCAUUUGAUGCUGCUGGGUACUAUAAUUUAGCUCUUGCCGCUGCCAUGGAUUUAGGCAACAAAAAAGCACAACUGAAGAUCUACACCAGGCUUGCAAUAAUUUUCCACAACUUCCUUGUGGACCGGGAGAUGUCCCUCUUCUUCUAUCAGAAGGCGAGAACCUUUGCAACAGAACUUAAUAUUCGCAGAAUAAAUCUAUCCCCUGAUCAAUAUAUGCAAGCAACAUGGGCCUCUACAAGAAAGGUCAUGUAAAAAUUGCACCAGGGCAUCUGAUCUGGGGAGAUUUGCUUCUGUUUUAAACUGUAAUAAGUCUUUCUGUAUUAUAAGAAAUGGUACAUGGUGUAUGUGCUAUUCAAGUCCCAGGUGUUCUUACUCAUGCUUCACAGUAAUAAAAAACCAUAUCCAAACAGGAAGCCACAUGAGUUCCAGUGACAUGAGAUCAGAAGGAUAGGAAAGAACUAAUUGAGCACCAGGCUUCAUCUUUCAAAUAGAUUAUGGAAUUAAUUGUUUAAAAAUUUGAAGAUAGUUAAAAACAGGAAUUGACUGAAUAAAUAUGCUGAUGAAUUAAA